GCUUUGAUCUAUGUCCCAGCUGUUUCCAACUGCCUGCAAGGAAUUCAUGAUCACAUGACCCUGGAUAUGGAUGUCGUCUUGUCGGAUUUUGUUCGCUCAACGGGGGCAGAGCCAGGACUGGCCAGAGACCUACUUGAAGGUAAAAACUGGGACGUGAAUGCAGCUCUAAGUGACUUUGAACAGCUGAGGCAAGUGCACGCUGGGAACCUGCCGCAUUCCUUCAAUGAAGGGCGUACCUUUAAACCUCUGGAAAAAGAAGCCGCCCGACCCAUGCGGCCACCACUCCAGCGACAGGAUGACCUCAUUCAAGAGAAACGUCUGUCUCGGGGCAUUUCCCACGCUAGCUCCACCAUUGUCUCUUUGGCCCGCUCCCACGUCUCUAGCAAUGGUAGCAGUGAACAUCUGCUGGAGAUGCCCAUUUGCACUUUCCAGUUACCUGAUCUCACCGUGUACACUGAGGAAUUUCGCAGCUUCAUUGAGCGGGAUCUCAUUGAGCAGUCUAUGCUGGUAGCAUUGGAACAGGCUGGUCGCCUAAACUGGUGGGCUAAUGUUGAUCCCAGCUGCCAAAGGCUACUUCCUUUGGCGACAACAGGUGAUGGGAACUGCCUGCUUCAUGCUGCCUCCCUGGGUAUGUGGGGCUUCCACGAUAGAGAUCUCAUGCUUCGCAAAUCGCUGUAUACCUUAAUGGAUAAAGGUGUGGAAAGGGAAGCUCUUAAGCGACGGUGGCGAUGGCAGCAAACUCAGCAGAACAAAGAGUCUGGCCUUGUUUACACAGAAGAGGAGUGGCAAAAGGAGUGGAACGAACUAAUCAAACUUGCAUCCAGUGAGCCGCGUAUGCAUUAUGGUACAAAUGGAGGCAGCUGUGGAGGGUAAGUGGACAACAACUGUACAAAGAUGUGUUAACAGCUGGAGGAGUUCCACGUCUUUGUUCUUGCCCAUGUGUUGAAGAGGCCUGUUGUGGUAGUGGCAGAUACGAUGCUGCGAGAUUCUGGUGGGGAAGCAUUUGCUCCUAUACCGUUUGGAGGUAUUUAUCUGCCCCUGGAAGUUCCUGCCAACAAAUGUCAUCGCUCUCCUUUGGUAUUGGCAUAUGAUCAAGCCCAUUUUUCUGCACUAGUAUCCAUGGAGCAGAAGGAACCUACAAAAGAUCAAGCUGUGAUCCCUCUGACCGACUCGGAACACAAACUGCUGCCUGUGCACUUCGCUGUGGAUCCUGGGAAAGAAUGGGAAUGGGGCAAAGAUGACAGUGACAAUGUCAAGCUAGCGAGUGUGACGCUGUCGUUGGAAGCAAAACUACAUUUGCUGCACAGUUACAUGAAUGUUAAGUGGAUCACCUUGCCCUGUGAAAUGCAGGCCCCUCUCGCCCAGCCAGAAUCCCCGACUGCUUCUGCCGGCGACGAUGCCCGUUCAGCUGCGGAGUCCGGGGAGUCGGACAAGGAAUCUGUCUGCAGUAGCUCCACAAGCAACGGCGGCAGUAAGAGCAGUAAGGAGAAGGAGAAACCCAAGCGAGAGCGGGAGAAGGACAAAGACAAGGAGAAAGAGAAGAAACGGGCAGACUCAGUGGCUAAUAAGCUGGGCAGCUUUGGGAAGACUUUGGGAAGUAAGCUAAAAAAGAACAUGGGAGGCCUGAUGCACAGUAAAACUGCCAAAGGCGGCGUGAACAACGGGCAGGGGGAAACCUUGGAGAAGAAGAAGAAAGGCUCCCUGAAGUCGAGGAAAGGCAGCAAAGAGGAAACUUCCCAAGGGGAUUUGUCGACCUCUACUGAGAGAACCUGCCCCAACCAAGCGACCGUGGAGAAGCAGCCAGAUGGCUACAAAUACAGCAACGACGUCAAGCUUAGCCUGAGCAUCCUGCGGGCCGCCAUGCAGGGCGAGCGGAAGUUUAUCUUCGCUGGCCACCUCAAGACCAGCAACCGGCACCAGUACCAGGAAGAGAUGAUCCAGAGGUACCUGUCGGACGCCGAGGAGCGCUUCUUGGCCGAGCAGAAGCAAAAGGAGGCGGAGAAGAAAGCCCUGGGGAACGGCGGAGCCGCCAAGAAGCUGGAGCCGGAGGCUAAUCUUCACAAAGGCGAGGAGGGGCUCCUGCACCCGUCCUACCCCCAGUUGCCUCCGAUGUACGGUGUCCAGAGCCCGGAGGUUGCCAUGGGUGCAAAAAUGACUGCUUUCCCUUCCAGCUACUCAGGAGUCUUCACCAUUCCCCGGCCUGCUGUGGCCAACAGUGUAGAAGGCGGCCAUCCCCCCAGCUAUCAAGAUACCAGGAGACAGCUAGCAGGGGGCCCCUGCAGCAGCCUUCCUCCCUAUGCUACCUUACCUAGACAUUGCACUCAGGGGCGGCCUCAUCCAUACCAAACCAGCCCUUCCCACCUGGGGAGGCUCUCCCCCACAGAAAUGGAUGUCCCCCCCCACUACCCCGUGGAGUGCGAUGGUCCUACCUGCGUGUCCCCUCACAGCAACGGCUACAGGGAAUCCCCGGAGCAGGACAGCUUGCAGAAGGCAGCAAACGGGGACAAAAGCAAAAGCCGGAUACUUUAUAACGUUCCUCAGACCAAAUGCAAGCAGCCGAACUGCAGUUUUUACGGGCACCCGGAAACCGGGAAUUUCUGCUCCUGCUGUUACAAAGAGGAACUGAAACGCAAAGAAAGGGAACGAGAAGCACUAAUACACAGGUUCUGAAGAGUCUGGCUAGCGCUGACAUUGGGACCCAUGGAGGAUGGGGGAAUGCAAUAAUUUUUUUCCAUGUUCCUCUCUCCCUCUUCAAAGGAGAGUAGGGCUGGGGUGGCCAAUGUGAUUCCACUACAGUGUUGUAGUGGGGAUCCAUUGACAAGGAGGGAAAACCCAAACCUUUCCUUCCAGGAGACUCUGAAAGGGAGGGGAAUGCUAUCAAACCGGUUUCUUCUGGCAAGGGGUGACUAAGGUUAGCAAGCCACUGGAGGAGGCAUGCUUAGGUCAGAGCACAGGAAGUGAGACACCAGGUUCUUAAAAUGAUCCAAUCAACAAGACCAAAGCGUUGUCAAGGCACAUGGAGAAGACUGUGACUGGGUCCUUUCCGUUGGAUUCCAACUUAAACUAAUUUAAAAGAGCUUUUCCGAGGAGUUAGCAAAGCAGCCCAGCAAUUUUAGUUUAAAGAUCAUGAACCUUUUUAAUAAGAGAUUUUAAUGUUGUUUUUAUUCCUUGCUGGUACUGAAAAGAUUUCAAGUUGGCCAUAGAGUAUUUCAGGGGCAUGGCUCGGAGGGAGGGGCUGCACCUCAAGACCUAUCUCCUUCCUAGUUUUUCUGAGCAUGCCUCUUAGCAGCAGGUUCAGGACUCUACCGUUGCGAUGGGCUCAGCUCUGUUUUUUAAAUUUUAUUUUUUAACUUUUUGUGGGGGUGGGAGGGCGGCAGGACAGAUUAUUGGCGUUUUUCUUACAGAAGUACUGUGCAAACCCAUUCUGCUCCCGAUACAGUCAAACCUCCUUAGUAAGAAUCCGUGGGAAAGUGAAGUCCGUGUCUCCACCCAGCAAUAACCAUCGGUGUGGGGAAGUUGGAAAUAGAAAGGACGUAUCAAGCACCCUGCGGCACUGGAAGCUAAAUCCAUACCAGUUUGCUGCUAGUUUAACUCUCUCUCUCUCUCUCUCUCGCUCUCACUUGAUUUUUCUACUUGAGCAAGUUACUUCCAUACUACCUCUGUUCUGCUGAAUAGCAUUAAUUUGGCUCUGUUUUGUUGAGCCGUAGCUGAUCUUUGAACGAUAGGUAAUAUUAAAGAUAUUUUUGAUAAAAGAACUGUAAGUAAAAUAGAGCUAUUAUGUAAUUUUCCACACACUUUUAUUAUAUGGUUCCCAACUUUCCCUCGCCUGGCCCCUGGUGUGGACCGGUCCUUUAGUCCACAUGUUACUUUGCAGGGGAGCAUAACUUGAGCACUGUGUUUGCACAGACGUUUGUAACUGUCGAGCCCAAACUGGAAUUGUCUUCAUUCCAGGCUCGCACAGAGCAGGGUCGAAGAUUUGAAAGAAAAUUCAAAACUUCCCAACGUUCCCUCUUUGGUUUAAGAAGGCGUAACUAUGCAAUUACUUUCCAUUUUAAGUCUGCCCAUUGUCCUUAACUUGUGGGAAGGAGGGAGAGCGCAGCAAAGAAGGUGAUAAUACACUGCAAAAUGAACUUGGAGCCUUAUUCUCCUAUGCACACAGACUUUGUCUAGACCCACAAGUUGCACCAGUUGAAUGUGUAUUUUAAGAACCGAUACCUUGUCUAUAGGGAAAAGUUCAACCAGUUUCACUAAGGGGUGCUUUUAAAAUGGAUGGACUCUCUUCCAAUUAGGAAGCAGCUUCAGCUAAACCAAAAGAAGCUGCUCUUAAACCAAAAUAAAUGUCCACACAGGCGUUCGCACUGGUGUAACUCAACUGGUUUGUUAAAGCAGUGUAACAUUCUUGCGUAGAUAAGGCAUUCUCUGAACUUCUUUCUAAAGACUCCAGACCUGAGUGUCCACUCUCCCACCGGCUUGACUCAAUUGAUUUUUAAAUCACACCCUCGAUGAAACAGGUGCAGCUUUGUGGGUAAACCAUCGGAAACCCCUGUAUGCACCUGUGCCCAUGUAAAGGACUCUAAAGGUAGGGCAGCUGUAAUUGACAGAGACCACUUUACACUUGCAUGGUGCUAUGGCCAAGCCACAGGGUAACAGGUUAAUGCCCCAGGUGUUUAGAUUGUUCCAUUCUCAUCCUGAUCCCAGGCUGCCUCUUCCUCUCCCAGGCAUGGAAACAGCAGCUCCACGCUUGCAUUGUGUUUUUACUAUCCUUGGCUACAGCUGACCACAGUGGGAGGUGAGGGCUCUUAGACCCUGAUCCUGUAAAAUGCUUUCCUCAGAAAAACCUGGGUGGAAGGGGGGGGGAGGAAUGCUGGUAAAACAUCAGCCUUCCUUCCGUCUUCCUUCCUUGCCUAAAAGGGGAUUUUCUCCCACUCUGGGCUGAUUCCAGUAUGCCAUCACCAUUGUGCUGCCCCGACCCACCUGAUAAAGAAAGAUCGAGGUAAACCAGCAGCAUGCUGUAGGGGGGCAAUGGGAGCAGAUUUUUUUCCCCCUAAAAGUGCCUGGUGGUUUUGGUGCACCCUGCCAAGGCCUCAUUUUUGGAAGCACUUUCUCAGAAUCGGGCCCCUCUAAGGUCUCUUAAGUUGGUCUUAGGGACCCUAAAAUCGUUAGCUGCUUCAGAAAUUCUUAGCGCUACCGAAUGAAUUGAAAUGAAUCCUCCCGUUUUAGGGUAGCUGACACCCACACACUACUGCUAAUUUAAAAAUAACUGACUGGCUCGGAAGAUGCGAGCAACAAACACUGAAUCCGUUCUCUUGUCUAAACGAAAUUCAUUUGAAGUCCCUCGAGCAGUUGCCAUGAAGAUUGUCACUGCUCUUAUUUUAUUCUUUUUAAAACCGCUUAGCCGGGUGCUUUAAUCCUCCAGUUGCAGCACGCACUGACAGUGUAUUCUUAUUAAUGAAGUUUGACUGUAUUGUCAUCCCUCUGACGACUGUUUUGAACCCAGCUUGCUGUACUGUGGUGUGAAUGUAAACCUGUACAUAGUUGGUAGGAGUCUGAAAGAGUGAACGAGAAACAGUCAGACUCUCAUAUGCCAGGAUCCGAUUGCUCGGUAGUUUAGCAGACACGGCAGAAGUUUAACAGGUGAAGGGCAAGUUGCCUCAAACAUUUGUUUUCUCAUGUAACCCAGCUCUGCAAUUUUUGCACAAGAAUAACUCCCCUGAAUGACCCCGGGAGCUGAGACUGUAGGGACAGGGCUCUGACCAUAGGCUGCUGCUGUGUCGUCUGUUAUUAGACAGAGGUUUCUGUGGACUCUUACCUUUGCGGUCAGUUUCUGGCAUUUGCUUGUCUGCCGUUUUUUUUAUUGCAGUUUAGGGAUAGUUCAUAGCUUUUUUAAUCAAAGAAAAAAAUUGAACUUAAAGCAAAGUUAAGUUUCCAAUAAAAAAAAUUUGAAGAGUAUUUUUUCUAUAAACUACAGAGUUUCAACUAUUACCCUGAGUAUAACUGAUUCCAAAGCUUUCCCGCCUUAAUUAUGUCAUAAUGAAUUGACUAAUGGGUAUCUAUUGAAUUUCUUUGGAGCUGCUAGGAUUCUUUCAGGUCAUUUUUUGUUUCUUUAUAGUGCAAGUAUUUUUUUAAAAGGGAUGAAAUAGAAAUUUUAUAUUUAUUGAAAGACAGUAUUAACUAUUGGCUUUCCUUUGCAUAGACCUAACGAAUCGAUUUUCCCCUUCCUGUGGUGGGGCCGAAUAUUUUGCGGUACUUUAUUUUUUUAAGGGGGAUGGGAGCAGGUAGGGAGGGCAGCAGGAAGAAAGAGCAGCAGUGUGGACUCCAAAGCACCUUCAUUUUUAAAUGAGCAUCAAACACUCCGUUCUUCUGAGGAUCAAACGAGUGGAGAGGAAGACUUUCCCGUGUCUGUCAGCCCAGCAGAAUUCCCGUGGAUAUUAAUGGGGGCGAUGCGCACACACACUAGAAGCAGAACAGACCUCUGAAGGUUUGAUAAGAGAUGGGGGGAGUGGGAGGAUACAAUUUGAUUUGGUCUUAAAAUGCAUGCACUUAGUGGUGCAAUUGGAAGAAACUCUGCUUGCUGUUGGGACGUGAAUAUUCCUGUGCAGCCUCUAAUUCUGCACUGUCCUGACUCUUGAGACGCACUAGAGACUUUUUAAUAGGUUAAAAUGUGUAAUGAACUACUAAAGAGCAUUUUA
This is a messenger RNA of Pelodiscus sinensis (Chinese soft-shelled turtle), 6689 nucleotides long. The record is from RefSeq and is a predicted model, not a curated record. Lineage: Eukaryota; Metazoa; Chordata; Testudines; Trionychidae.